This is a messenger RNA of Xenopus laevis (African clawed frog), 6902 nucleotides long. It is a transcript of the gene zdhhc8.L, whose product is annotated as zinc finger DHHC-type containing 8 L homeolog. The coding region runs from base 636 to 2957 and encodes 773 amino acids. Gene Ontology annotation, molecular function: protein-cysteine S-palmitoyltransferase activity; palmitoyltransferase activity; acyltransferase activity. The record is from RefSeq and is a predicted model, not a curated record. The transcript has 11 exons. Lineage: Eukaryota; Metazoa; Chordata; Amphibia; Anura; Pipidae. Gene Ontology annotation, cellular component: Golgi membrane; mitochondrial membrane; membrane.
GCCAUGCAUCCACUACUACCAUCACAAGACAACCCAGAGCAAAAGACUCUGUUGUGGGACAUACCAUUAUAGGAACAACACAGACAUCGGCACAGUAAGAAGAGAAAGACCAUCAUGUUUAAUUUCUACACAUUUCCCCCGCCUCGGGCAGUAUUGGAUAAUACGAGCAAAACUUCUAGUAGAAAGACUAAGCCAACUGUCCCUUCUCAGAGCAAGAGAGGUCCAGCCGCACCCCGUCCCCGGGUAGUUGUGAGUAGAGAAAGCAAUAAUGGUUGCUGCUCAGUCGUUAUUACACAGCAUUAGCCGGAAGCUACGUGAAUGAUGAUGCGUGUCGCUUUUCUAUCCAGCCAGGAGCAAGUAGUCAUUAGCAGCAUUCUUUCCUAGCUCACUGCACUAGCCGGCACACCGCGGUGAGACACCGCGAAUCGGAACGUUCCACCUUAAGACGCUCCGGGGCGGCUGAAACUGGGCAGGGCCGCGCGGGGUGGGAUUUCCUGUUGUAGCAGGUCAGCUGUUCUCUCCCUGUCUGCCUCUUCCCCCCUCUCUUCUCUCCUUCGUGGAUCGUGCGGUCAGUGCCCCUCUCUCCCCCCGGUGCCUCUCUCUUGGGAUGUGACUAGUGAUGUGUAACCUACAGAAUGCCCAGCAGUACUGGAAAAAGGUUUAAACCUACCAAAUACAUCCCAGUCUCCACUGCAGCCGCCCUACUAGUUGGAUCUACCACUUUGUUUUUUGUUUUCACGUGUCCCUGGUUAACCAGAGAAAUAUCACCGGCCAUCCCUGUGUACAAUGGACUCGUGUUCCUGUUCGUUCUGGCAAACUUCAGCAUGGCCACUUUUAUGGAUCCCGGUAUCUUCCCUAGAGCUGAUGAAGACGAAGACAAGGACGAUGAUUUCCGAGCUCCACUCUACAAGAAUGUGGAGAUCAAAAGAAUACAAGUACGGAUGAAAUGGUGUGCCACUUGCCACUUCUACAGGCCGCCCCGUUGCUCCCACUGCAGUGUUUGUGACAACUGUGUAGAGGAUUUUGACCAUCACUGUCCUUGGGUGAAUAACUGCAUCGGGCGCAGAAAUUAUCGAUAUUUUUUCCUUUUCUUGCUGUCCCUGAGCACCCAUAUGGUUGGGGUUUUCUCCUUUGGUCUGAUAUUUGUUUUACACCAUUUAGAGGUGCUGGGAGAGGCUCACACUAGCAUCACAAUAGCGGUGAUGUGCGUAGCUGGCCUCUUCUUUAUUCCUGUUAUUGGUCUCACAGGUUUCCAUAUUGUACUCGUUGUACGAGGACGUACCACAAAUGAACAAGUGACAGGGAAGUUUCGUGGAGGAGUAAAUCCCUUCACUAGGGGAUGUUGUGGAAAUAUACAGCAUGUACUUUGUAGUCCUUUGACUCCCAGGUAUAUAGUCGAUCCAAAGAAGAGGCCUACUGUAGCUUUAAAGCCUCCUUUUAUCAGGCCAGAUGUGCUGUCUGAAAGGCAGAUAACAGUCAAGAUUAGUGACAAUGGAAUACAGGCCAAUCUGCAUCGCUCUAAGUCAAAGGGAAGCCUGGAAGGUAUUAAUGAUAAGUCCCUGGAACUCCAGACUAUGCUGCCAAAAGGAGACACCAGCAAAUACUCAGACAUGAAGGGGUCUGUGGUAACCAGUGAAGAAAGCAGUUUGUCUCCAAAAAUUAUAAACCCAUCAACUCCAGCAAUGUAUAAGUACCGACCACCUUUCAGCACCAACUCCAAAGUGCACUACCAUAUGGCAACUGAACAGAUUGCAGUUCAAGAAGGUCUAAAAGACAAUGUGUUCCUGGAAGAUGAUUGUCGGAGUACUGAUUUUCAGUCAGAGCCAAAUCUGGACAUCGCAGAGUACCGCAAGAACUCUCUUCACAAAUCCUACCAGCCCUCGCCUCUACAGAUUGACCACUUUACUGCAAACUCACGGUCCCUGAGCCUAAAAAACUCUGGCCGCCGUGAGUCUGAAAAAUUACCUUUACAGCUGGUAAAGUCAGAAGGUGGUACCAUAACACCAUACAAAAGCGUCUAUUCUACAAAUGCUUUGUCUAAUCGCAAUGGAAGCCUAUCUUAUGACAGCUUACUAAACCCUAUGUCUCCGGCAGCUAAAUGCACUACACACACUGCUGCAGGUUCUGUGGGUUACCACUCCCCAUAUAUGUCUGCCAAGAUGUGCCAUUUGCGAGGUGGAGAGCGGCAAGUAGGACAUGGAUUAAGCCCUAUGCUAAGCAGGGCAGCUGAAAAUCAACGGGAACCUUCUCCUGUCCGUUAUGAUAACCUCUCUCAAUCCAUCAUGGCUUCAAUUCAGGAGAGGAAGGAGAUGGAAGUACGGGAGAAGCUGCUGCACUCUCAUACGGAUUCUGUUUUUGCAGACUCUGGGGUCUAUGAUACUCCAAGCACAUACAGCCUGCAGCAGGUCAGCUCUCUCUCUGAGAACCCCCGUCCAGGACGGUAUGGGUCCAAAGACAAUCUGCUAGCUGGAGCGCCCAGCUUCAACUCCAGGAACCCUGUACUUCAGUCUUCUGUAUCGUCACUUUCAAGUGCAGUCUCCCGAGCCCCUAGGACUUCCACCACCUCCUUGCAGGCUGACCUGGCCAAUAACAAUAUCCAGAGUCACCAGCCUUUGCAGGCUAGAGUGAGCAAUGGAUCUUAUAAGUCCCCUGGUCACCAGGCCCCUUCAUCACCUUCUGGUAUACCCAGAUCACCUUCUUAUGGGGGAGCAAAAGCUGUCACAUUUCUCAACACUAUGGAGUUUGGGGAAGGCAUGUCUAUGUCAAUUCAGAGGGAGGAUUUGCAGGUGAAACCACCUCACGGUAAAGUAAAUGGACAACCAAAGGGUUUAGCAAGGGCUGAAUGUCGACUUGGAUCCACUUCUAGCUCCCAAGGCAUCACAGUCAGUCCCUCCAGACAUUCAAAUGUUAAGAAGGUCUCUGGUGUGGGAGGCACAACAUAUGAGAUAUCUGUGUGAGAGACACAACCUAAUACCUAGGGCACUGUAAGGACUGCAGGCAAUGAACUAACAUAAAAAAACAAAUUUCAUUCUGCUGGCCCCUUUGGUCAGUAUGCUGGAACAUUGAUAACACAGGAACUCUAUGGUCGGAUGUACAAAAGGAUAGCUACACACACAAAUAUUAAGCCAUUGUAUGUGUGUCUGUCCAAACUACGAAGACAUUAUUUUAAAAAGUUGUGACGUGAGAGCAAUGGAACAGCUCUUUUAUUAUUAAUUUUUUUUUAAAUUCUUUUUCAUUUUGGUUGGGAAGUUGCAGUGUGUGCGUGUGAGGGAUGGGCACCAUGUCGCACUGAAUACUGGAGAAAAUAAAUGGGCAGGAUCUUUGGUUCAAGUUAGAAGAGGAAAACUGCCACCUUUUGUCAUAAUCCCAGCCCUGGACCUGCCCUCCCUGUGUGCGAUUUGUAUGUUGCUCCUCCCUACCUUUGUGCAGUGUGACCCCCAUUUAGUCUGUGUGCAUGUGUAUUUGCCAGAUAAAACCUAGAAGGUUUACAACUGUGUCUAAAAGUCACAUCAGUUGUUUGCACCUGAGAAGUGCCUACACUAGGAAUGUGCAACCUCGGGCUCUCUGGAAUUUGUCAAAUCAUACCUGCCGACUGAUAAAAAAGUUUGGAGUUUCAGUGCAACAAUAUUUAGAGGGUUGCCAUUUCCUCAUACCUGGGCCAACCGCUUAUAACAAAAAAAAAAUCACAUUGUGAUUAUCUCAGGAGAGAAUAAACCCUUCUAGAAUGGAUACCUGUAAAAAUAACAGAGCCAAGGAAAUCUGUUCAGAACAUUGUAGAUCAGGUGUGUGUUUGAGCUGGUGCUCGCAAGCUUCUCCCAUCAUCCUUCAGCUGCUGGUAGGGCAGGGGUGGGACAUCCCUGAUAAAGGGAGUAUAGAUAAGUUGUGUUCUCUAUGAGAUGGUUUUGGGUUGACUUUAUAUUUAAAUGCUUUACCACAGAAAAUAUACAGACAGGAAUUGCAGUAAAACCACUUCUGUUCCUCUCUUGGUGGGACAAUAGUAUUUUUUUAUUUUUUAUUUUACAUUUCAUCUUCAUUUUUUACAUGCCAUUUUUACAUAUUCAUUUCUACAUAUACCGAAGAAAGCAUUUGCCUGUCAAGUAAACCAAUUGCUCAGUAACAAGAGUAAGUGAUCUUAAAGAGAUACAGACGCCAGAAAAUAACCUUUUUUAUAUCCAUCAUAACAUUAUCUUUGAAUGCUAUUUAUAAUUUAUCCAUAAAAGUAUUUGCCUGAUGCUUAUACAUUACCUUUCUUACCCCCAUGUUCCUCUAUGAGGGGGCUGCCAUAUUUGUGCAGCAGUAGUCAGUUAGCAUUAGAAACUCUAACUGAGAUUGUAAUGGGACAGUCAGGUUGGCAAAACAGUCAAGUUUAGGAACAUCAAGUAAUAAUUACUUACAAAAGCAGAACUCUCGGCAAACAACGAUCAACAUGACCUAUAUGUAACUUUUAAUGUAGAUUAAUAUUUUGAAAAGAAAAUGUCAGUAUCACUUUAAAUCAGGAUCCAAAGAUAAGGCAUAUGCCACACUGGGAAGUUAGAUUAGUUAGUUGGCUAUAAAUCAGGUCAUUGUCUCCUGGGGGGAAUAGAUUGUUGUUGCAUUGGGGGAAACAAUCCAAUCUGUCAGGCAAUUAUAGGAAGGAGCUGCUUAUUUUGCAGUGUCACAUUAGGCUGUGUAACAGUUUGCAAUGGUUUCCCAUUUUGAGCUGUUGAAAUCCCAUUUCUACAAUAAAACAAUUGCCUAUAUGAUUCCCAUUGACAGUUGAGGGGAUCAUGACAUGCAUGUUCUCCUUUUUUAAGAUUAUAUUGUGAUUAGGGUUAAAAUGUCUGUAAAUUGCUACGUGGGUCAUAAGCCAAAGUUGUGAACCAGUGCAACAUUAUUGGGCAGAUUUAUCAAAGGUCGAAUUGAUGUGAUUUUGUUUUGCUCUAAUAAAUUUGAAUAUACUCGCAUUCUUAUUUAAGAAAAAAAAUUUGGUUCCGACCAGAAAAUUUGAAUCCUAUUCCAUUCGUAUUUGAAUAGAAAUUAAAACUUGAAAUUAAACUCGAAUCUCAGGAAGGCAAUUAACAUACUCACAUGGUUCAACGGACCUCUGCCAUUGACUUGUCACUGAACUAGGCAGGAACUGUUUCCGCAUUCGAGGUGUGAUUCAAAUUGGGGGAUUAAAAUUUGAAUGUGUGAAUUUUGACACCAAAAAAACUAUUCAAAAAUUCGAAUUCAUUAUGUGACCCUUAAUAAAUCUGCCCCUAAAUAUUUUUUCUGCCAUUAAAUGCACCUCUAAAUCUGGUAAGGAUAUAAAACUAAACCAUAAAUUUAAAAAGACAUAUCUAACUAGUAACAUGGAAAACGACUCCUGAAAUGCCCUGUAGUUUUGCUGAGUGUGACCAUACUGUAGUAUGCACUUCUAUACAAAACUAUAAAUAUAUUGCUAUGCUGUGGGCUGUAAAAUCUUUGGGACACCCAAGUGACUUAACAGAUGUAAUUUAAAAGAGUAAAAUCUAUUCUGUAUGAAUAGAAAACAAAUAGGGGUAGGCCAUAGUGAACACAAGAAAUAUAGGGUAAAACUAGUGAGUGCAGUGCAACAGAUGUUCUGGUUAUAGAAAUGACUUUAUAAGGGGGAAGAAAUGUUAAUACUAUUUAAACUGCUGCUGUGUCUAAAUGUAACCUCAAUAUUGCAUAGAACUCUCUCGGCGUAGCCUCUGCUCUGUGAAUGUGUCCUCUUCUUUGUUACAUGAAUGGGCAAAUAUGGCUGGUAAAUGCAAUGUGCAAGAUAAGGGAUUGUUUUGUAUGUAGAACUUUCAGGCAGGUUGUGUGACCCCAACAGCAACAAAAAUCAUCAAUGUUACAGCUUUAAAUAUUUUUUUUCUUUUAAGUUGAGUAUUAAAUCCUAUUUUCCAAUGCCUGCUGAGAUCAAGCUGCUCACUAUGGCAACUUCUUGUUUGGUUUCCCUUCCUAUAAGUGAUAAAUAAUGAAUGUAAAAUAACAUAGUCUGUCUCUUCUACUCUGCAUUUUAAGCCAAGUCCAAGAGUUAUUGGGACUCAUUGGUGCUGCGAUUGUUUUCUGCUAUGGUGGCAGACAUAGGUAACGUAUCUCUCACCCCAUGUCACCUGUAUGUCACCUGUAUGGGGUCAUAUAGACCUGCAGGAGUGGUUGGCGUACACAAACCCUGCAAAGGUGAAGAACCUUAUGCUUUCACAGUGGCUGCACCUCCCUUCCUCUGUUGAUAUCUUAACUGCACAGUGGGAGAAGAAAUGGCAGAUGUCCCCAUGAAAGAUCUGAGCAAAUGCAUUACCCAGCCAGUAUCAUUAUAUAACAUUAACUGGGGUAGCAGAUAUAUCUUAACCCUCUCCCCCACUUUCUCCACGGUAAAACUCUGUUGAUAUCAAUGCCUAUGUCCUAUACAAAAUUGUAGCAUUGAACACUCCUUUUCAAAAUAAAGGCUUUUUUUUUUUAAUUUUUUUGCCAGAAGCAAAUGUCCUGGCAGUUGAGCACACAAAGGUAUUUUUGUUUCUUCUGCUGAACAACAGUGAAAGUGGAGUACACCACAGGCAGGGGCAAUGAUCCUCAUGCAGACAGUCUCAUACACUGCAGUUGUUAUUCUAAAGAACAGGGAUGUGCCUGUGGGCUGCUAAUGGAAUGAUGUUCUAAGAGCCAUCUGGUCAUUAUUGUGAGAGAAUGAAAACAGAGACCGUUCCUGCUCAGGCAGAACUGAAAUUUUACCCAAAUAUGUCCCGUUGUGCAAAGGAAAUGCACUAACAUUAGGAGCGUUGCAAAAUUCCCUUCCACACCAUUGCAACGUGUACCGUAUCAUUUCUCUACUCUUACUUUUUUUUUAAACCCAUUUACUACAUGGGCAGUUGAGAACACAAGCUCCGAUGCAUUGGAUUUUUAGAUACAGAUACAGAGGUGAU